Messenger RNA from Punica granatum (pomegranate), 888 nucleotides. The record is from RefSeq and is a predicted model, not a curated record. NCBI's taxonomy places the organism in Eukaryota, Viridiplantae, Streptophyta, Magnoliopsida, Myrtales, Lythraceae.
UCUCUCUCUCUCGCCCCUUCUUCAGCGUCCGAUCUCUCAAAGUACAAAUCCUUCUCUUGCAGCGAUCCGACCCGAGGCAGCAAAGCUGCGAGCUUUCGGACCUUGUGACGGGGGCGGAGAUGUGGUUCAGCCGCGGCGGGGCAGCCUCCAAAGCCACGGCUGCCGUGAGCAGCGGCAUAUUUGUCCGGUACUUCUCGCGGGAGCGGGCGGUGAAUGUGAGGAAGAUAAACCCCAAGGUGCCGCCUCAGGAGGCCUAUUCGAUAGCUCGGGGUCUCUACGACGUCAUCAAGGCUCACGGCCCUCUCACCGUCGGCAACACAUGGACUCACGCUCAGGAAGCCGGUCUAACUGGAUUGCAAAGCAAAACCCACAUGAAAAUAAUGCUGAAAUGGAUGAGGGGAAGGAAGAUGCUCAAGUUACUGUGCAACAAUGUCGGUUCCAACAAGAAAUUUCUGCACACUACCCUCCCAGAAGAACGUCAAAAGGAUCAACCAGUGAGUACAAUGGGAUUGAACCUCCAAACUGAGAGGCCUCCCUUGAAGAAAAAGGGAAAAAAGAAAUCCAAAUAGGAAAGUUUUGUGGCCUUUCCUGAGAUAGGUACAGUCGAGCUGUAUUCGUGUUUCUUAUUUGUGAUUGAGUGCCUACUUUAGGCGUGAUAUCUCCUGAUCCUUGUUUGAUGCUGCAAGAGAAAUCGAGAGCAACUGUUUUAAGAUGUCAGAAAUCAGGUGCUUCUUGCUUCCUCGACAUUAGAAUUUAGAGCGGCGUUUUGGCAUUCUUGACAUAAAUGCUCACGCAUGAUCUGAACCCUGUUGAAUAAACUGUAGCUGUUACAUAUUCACAGACAAUGCAAUUAGAUUACUGCAUGGAUGCUUUAGAUUAUUGAUCAAA